Laccaria bicolor S238N-H82 is the source of this 303-nucleotide messenger RNA. RefSeq lists its product as uncharacterized. Gene Ontology annotation, molecular function: uroporphyrin-III C-methyltransferase activity. The coding region runs from base 1 to 303 and encodes 100 amino acids. The transcript is spliced from 2 exons. The record is from RefSeq and is a predicted model, not a curated record. Gene Ontology annotation, biological process: siroheme biosynthetic process. Lineage: Eukaryota; Fungi; Basidiomycota; Agaricomycetes; Agaricales; Hydnangiaceae.
AUGCUCACUAUCCUCGUGGACCUCGUGUUGGCAGACAAAUUCGUCGCGCAGGACGUGCUAGAUCUCAUAGUCAGCAAGACAGAACUCAUCAUCGCGAAAAGUGCUAAAAGCAAGGAAGAGAUGAUGCGUCUUGCUGUGGAGGGCGCGGAAGGGGGUUGUGCGUCGUUCGCAGGCACUCUUCUUCCGUGCCCCUGGGCUCUAGUCUUAGGUGUCUCCUCCGCCUUGGCCAGGCCAACGUUCGGUGGUAUCCCGCUCACGCAACGCGGUGUAGCCGGGGGCGUGAUUGUGUGGGGAGGGGUGUGA